This is a messenger RNA of Orycteropus afer afer, 1146 nucleotides long. RefSeq names its product nucleoporin 42 (gene NUP42). Gene Ontology annotation, cellular component: nuclear envelope. Gene Ontology annotation, molecular function: metal ion binding; nuclear export signal receptor activity. The record is from RefSeq and is a predicted model, not a curated record. Lineage: Eukaryota; Metazoa; Chordata; Mammalia; Tubulidentata; Orycteropodidae. Bases 1 to 1146 code for a protein of 381 amino acids. The transcript has 8 exons.
AUGGCCAUUUGUCAGUUUUUCCUUCAAGGCCGGUGCCGCUUUGGAGAUCGGUGCUGGAAUGAACAUCCCAGCACCAGGGGUGCGAGCGGGGGACGACAACAACCUCAGCACCAGCCCUCAGGAAUUAACAGACGUGGAUGGGAUGCCACUAACCAGAGAUACUCCAGUGUGAUCCAGCCAUCCAGUUUCUCCACAUCUACACCACGCGGGGCUCCUGGCCACCAGGAAGGAACUGUAAAAGAUAUGGAGGUUUGGGAAUCAUCAGGGCAGUGGAUGUUUUCUGUUUAUUCACCAAUGAAAAACAAACCUAAUAUUUCAGGUUUUACAGACAUUUCCCCAGAGGAGUUGAGGCUUCAGUACCAUAACUUCUUAACCAGCAAUAAUUUACAGAGUUAUCUAAAUUCUGUCCAACAGUUAAUAAAUCAGUGGAGGAACAGGGUAAAUGAAUUAAAAACUCUAACUACAUCAACCAAAAUAACUUUGCUCUCGGGUAUAAAAGAUAGAGGCAAUCAAGCAGCACCUGCAUUGGGAUUUGGCUGUGGGCAAGCCCCAACAGUUGGGUCAGCAGGUUUUCCAGUGAAUAACAACAGCCAGGAUAAUGCUCAGAAUUUUAGUUUUAAACCAAGCUCUGGAUUUGUCAUGGCCUCUUCUGGAAACCCUUCGGUGUUCGGGAGUCCUCCAGCAUUUGGAGCUGCACCCUCUGCCAAUUCUGCCAUCACUGCUUGUGCUCCAGCAUUUGGAUUUGGGAAACCUGGAAUCAUAUCUCCUACUUCAUUUUCAUUUAAAAGUUCUGCAGCUUCUGGUUUUGGAUCACCCGGAUUUUCAGCAUUUCCAGCUUCCUUGGCAGGAGGCCCUGUAGGAGCUCCAGCAGCGACAGGCUUCGGAAGCAGUGGUUCUGUGGCUUCCUUUGGUAGCCCGGGCUCACAGUCUAACACUGCUUUUUCUAAGCCAUCAAAUAACAUGUUUGGAAAUAGAAACAUAGCCACUUCUCUCCCAGUCCCAAAUGGCUGCAUCACAACAGAUAAUAUAUUAUUCACACCCAGGGAUCAAUUAACAGCAGAAGAACUCGAACAAUUUCAAUGCAGGAAAUUUACUCUGGGAAAAAUUCCAUUAAAGCCACCACCUGUGGAGCUUUUAAAUAUUUAG